Acaromyces ingoldii is the source of this 699-nucleotide messenger RNA. RefSeq lists its product as hypothetical. The transcript is spliced from 2 exons. The record is from RefSeq and is a predicted model, not a curated record. The coding region runs from base 73 to 591 and encodes 172 amino acids. NCBI's taxonomy places the organism in Eukaryota, Fungi, Basidiomycota, Exobasidiomycetes, Exobasidiales, Cryptobasidiaceae.
UAAAGUGUUGUACAAUCUACUUUCCUUCUCUUUCUCCCCACCACCCACUACCACAACGUUCUCUCUACCAGUAUGAAGCCGACUAACGUAGCAAGCUGGAUCUUGCUCUGCUUCCUCUUCAUUUCCUGCCCGGCCGUGUCCGGUAUGCAUCCAGGUCGUUAUGUUCCUCCUCACGAGUCAGCGAAUCCUGAUGGUGUACGUCGAGAAGACAACGCCGAGCUUCUCAUACAGCAUUACCUUAGUCUUCAUGGCGGACAACACGGAUUCCAGCCCUCGUACAGCGACCCCACUGUCCUACAUGCAGCUCGAGCCUUUUAUUCAAGCAUCGGCCGCGAGGAAGCCGCCGAACGUAUAGAUGAUUUCGAGCGUUUGCACCGAGCGCAGCGAGAGGCCGAAGCUCGGGCAGCAAGAGUCGACGCUGCGGCGCGAGCAUCAGAAGCCCAUGCGCUUCGUGAGGCAACUCAGAUUCACUAUCGCUUUGGUCGCACGCGUCAACGGGCACAAGCGACCCAGCACCCCUCUGAACCGAUCUCUCCACCACCCUCCUCGCCAACCGAGGCUUCUCCGGCCAGCUCGCCAGAGCGAGACUGACAGACCGAGACCCUUACGUUGGCACCUCUUCCUCGUCGUCACAGUCUUUGUCGUCGCUGUCGUGCCAGCUGCCUCGUUCCCAGGUCUCGUGGCUCUCUGGGGAAAAUG